Molecule: messenger RNA, 1777 nt
Organism: Gastrolobium bilobum
Lineage: Eukaryota; Viridiplantae; Streptophyta; Magnoliopsida; Fabales; Fabaceae
Product: UDP-glycosyltransferase 83A1-like
Exons: 3
Coding region: 279-1652 (457 amino acids)
Molecular function (GO): UDP-glycosyltransferase activity
Source: RefSeq, a predicted model, not a curated record
UGUGCUGGCCUUAUUUUUCUGACCAAUUUUUUAACAAAAAAUACAUUUGUGAUGAGUUGAAAGUUGGACUUGGAUUUGACUCAGAUGAAAAUGGAUUGGUGUCACGCUUGGAGAUAAAAACAAAAGUGGACCAACUUCUUAGUGAUGAGAACAUAAGAUCAAGUUCCCUGAUGCUAAAGGAGAAGGUAACAUGCAACAUAGCAGAAGGAAGUCGCUCUUCAGAGAAUUUUAACAGGCUAAUAUAGAGAGUAGAGUCUCUGAAACAACAGAAAUACAACAUGAGCAUUCCAAGUGUGCUAGUUUUACCAGGUCCAGCUCAAGGACAUGUCUAUCCCAUGAUGAACUUCUCGCAAAAGUUGGUUGAGAAUGGAUGCAAAGUCUAUUUUGUGAACACAGACUUCAACCAUAAGCGAGUUGUGAGUUCCAUGGUUGAGCAACAAGAAAGCCUUGAUGAAUCACUGGUAAAGUUGGUUUCAAUCCCAGAUGGUUUAAGACCUGAGGAUGACAGAACAGAUUUUGUCAAGUUAUUUGAUGCUAUACUAAGCACCAUGCCUUCUAUGCUUCAGAGGAAAAUAGAAGAAAUUCAUUUGUAUGGUGAGGAUAGAAUCAGCUGUAUAGUUGCAGAUGUGAAUAUGGGAUGGGCUUUGAAUGUUGGGAACAAGUUGGGAAUCAAAGGAGCUCUCUUCUGGCCUGCAUCAGCUGCUAUGUUUGCCUUUCAAUGCAACAUCCCUGCACUUAUUGAUAAAGGGAUCAUAGAUUCUGAUGGAUUACCAAUCACUAAAAAGACAUUUCGGAUAUCACCAACUAUGCCUGUGAUGGACACAGUGACUCUUUUUUGGUCGAAUGUGGCUGACUCAAUAAAUCUUAAGAAAAUAGUUAAUUCUUUGAAGUACUGCGCAGGAACUACACAUUUGACAAAGUGGUGGCUUUGCAACACCACGUAUGAACUUGAACCUGGUGCAUUGCCCUUUGUUCCGAAGCUCCUACCAGUUGGUCCAUUGUUGAGAAGUUAUGACAAUAAAAAUGUAAAUGCAAGAUCAAUUGGUCAGUUCUGGGAAGAAGAUUUGUCCUGCAUGAGUUGGCUUGAUCAGCAACCUCAUCAUACUGUGGUGUAUGUUGCCUUUGGUAGUUUUACUCUCUUGGAUCAAAACCAAUUCAAAGAACUAGCAAUUGGACUAGACCUUACCAAUAGACCUUUUCUUUGGGUUGUGCGUCAAGAUUCCAAUUGUACCAAUAAGAUGACAUACCCCAAUGAAUUCCUUGGUAGUAAAGGCAAGAUAGUUUCAUGGGCUCCACAACAAAAGGUGCUAAGCCACCCUGCCAUAGCUUGUUUUGUUAGCCAUAGUGGUUGGAAUUCAACUAUGGAAGGUUUGUCUAAUGGGGUGCCCUUCUUGUGCUGGCCUUAUUUUUCUGACCAAUUUUUUAACAAAAAAUACAUUUGUGAUGAGUUGAAAGUUGGGUUAGGAUUUGACUCAGAUGAAAAUGGAUUGGUGUCACGCUUGGAGAUAAAAACAAAAGUGGACCAACUUCUUAGUGAUGAGAACAUAAGAUCAAAGUCUCUAGAGCUAAAGGAGAAGGUAACAUGCAACAUAGCCGAAGGAAGUCGUUCUUCAGAGAAUUUUAACAGGUUUGUCAAGCGGCUGAAAGAAUGAGGAUUGGCCAUAUAGCUUGUUUGUUUUUGCAAAUUCAGUUUAAUUUGCAAAUUAUAUCCAUUUCCUGAUUUGAAUUUUCAUAUUUUCCUAAUUGGAACCGUGACAUUUUCAUAAAGAAAUCGUUG